Cavia porcellus (domestic guinea pig) is the source of this 8557-nucleotide messenger RNA. RefSeq names its product insulin like growth factor binding protein acid labile subunit (gene Igfals). Lineage: Eukaryota; Metazoa; Chordata; Mammalia; Rodentia; Caviidae. The record is from RefSeq and is a predicted model, not a curated record. Gene Ontology annotation, molecular function: protein binding. The coding region runs from base 6376 to 8298 and encodes 640 amino acids. The transcript is spliced from 3 exons.
CAAACAAACAAAAACAUUUGCAAAUAGAAGAUAUGCUAAAGAAGAAAUACACUGUGUCAAAACUUGUGGGAUGCAGCUAAAGCAGGGCUCAGGUGGAAACUUUGGUUGUGUUUUUGAGACAAGGUCACCUUAUGUAGUCCAGUUUGGCCUUUAACUCAGGGAUCCUUUUGCCUCAGCUUCCCAAGUGCGGGGAUUACAGGCAUGUACAGCCUAUCUGGCUGAAAUUUAAAGUUUUAAAUACUAUUUGAGAUGAGAACGGUGUCAAAUAAAGAUUGUAGACUUUCCCUUAAACCUGAAACUAAAUGAAACUCAAGUAAUGAAAAGAAAAGAUGAGAGAGGAAAUCAGUGAAAUAGAAAACUCAAACAUAAGUUAUUUGAAAGAUUAACAAAACUGAAAAAUUGACAAAAAAUUAGAGAACACAUAAAUUGCAAAAAAGGAAAUCUCUACUGAUACUGCAGAAGUUAAUAGGACUUAGAAUAGUAGGAAAACCCUGUAGUAAACAGAUAAAUUCAAUGGACAAAUUCCUAGAAAACCAGAAAUCAGUUAAAUUGACUCAAAAAGAGAAACACAACCUGCAUGGUGGUGUGCACCUGUAAUCCUAGCCACUCAGUAAACUUAGAUAACUUGACAGAGCAUUAGUAAGGAUAAAAGAGAAAGCCAUCAUUCAGCCGAAUCUGCUACUUACAGAACGUGUCACCAGUAUUUUUUCAGAUGCUCAAAGAACAUUCUUCAGAAUAUAGCAUAUCUGGGCCAAGGAGUCCCUGAGCCUGGGACUUCUGGGCAAAAUAGCAAGACACUCAUGUGACACCGGGUUCACCUGGUAGUCUUCAGAUCAGCUGAUCAGCAACAUCGGUUCCCUCUUCUAACCCAGUCACAGCUUCCAGGGAUUAGGGCAUAGGCACCUGUGGGGGGGGGUGGAUUAGCUGUCACAGAAUUUAUGCAAAGCAUACAGCCAGCACCAUAAUCAAUGGCGAAUGACUGAACUCUUCCUUCUAAAAUUCCACAAGGUACAGACAGCCAUGGGCAUGCAGUAAGGGACACAGUAAGACAAGACAGUAAAUCUAUAAAAAGGAAAAAAUUAGAAGUGUCCUUGUCUGCAGAUGAAAUGACUCUAAAUGUAGCAAAUCCUAAGGAAUACAAAUUCACAGGCAUCUGAAAUGGGAAUGUCUCACAGAAUCCUGGAUACAAGAUCAUAAAUUCAGUGUAUUUCUAUAUACUAAUCCAGAAAUGAAAUUAAGAAAAAUCCAUUCACAAUAUCACUAAAACUAGUAAAAUAUUUAACAACUGUUUAACAAAAGAAAUAUGAGAGUUUUGUUUUCUUUUACCUCCCUUCCAACCCUCCCCUUCCCUUCCUACUUCUUUAUCCUCAGCAGUAACAGGGAUUGAGCUCAAGGGCCUUGGUAUUCAGCUAUAUUCUCUCUCUCUCUCUUUUUUUUUUUGAGACAGGGUCUCACUUUGUAGUUUAGGGGACCUUGAAUUCGCUGUGUACUCCAGGCUGGCCUUGAACUCACAGCAAUCAUCCUGCUUCAUCCUUCAGAGUGUUGGGAUUACAGGCUCACACCAUCAUACCCGGCUCCAACCUCUUAUUUUUGAGACACGCUUUCACUAAAUUGUAUAAGCUAGGCUUGAACUUGCAAUCCUCCUACCUCAGUCACCCAAAAUGCUGGGAUUACAGGCAUAUACUACCAUACCUAGCUAGAAGUCUAAGAUUUAUAUACUGAAAACACAGGACAGAGUUCAGUGGCCAAGUACUUGCCUAGCAUGUGCAAAGUUCUGGGGCUCCAUCCCUCAGGGCUCUGUGAUACCAAAAAAUAAACAAACUGAGGAUACUUAAGAGAAAUUAACAAGUAAAUGGAAAAAUGUUCUGGGUCCACUGAGUAUUACUGAGGUACCAUUUCUUAGCAGGCCCUGUGCAGUUGCUUCAAAAUUCCAGCAGGUUUUUUAAAAAGAAAGUAACAUAGAAAGACUGUAAGACCCAAAAAAGUUUUGAAAAAGAACAAAUUUGUAGGACCUCAGACUACUUGAUUUUAUAAUUCACUAUAAAGUCAUACUAAGAAAAUGUGGAAGUAGACACUUUUCCAUUUUGUAGGGCAGGUUCUGAAUGUCUUGAGAGUCUGGAACCCUACACUCACAGCCAGCACUUCCUAUGAAAGAUGCCAUGACAUUCCCGUGGGGAAAAGGCAACUCUUCCUGGCAAAUGGAGUCAGAAGACUCAGACAUGUGCAUGCAAAACAUAGUUAAGACUCCCUUCACAGCACAUGUGUAGGUAGACUCAAAGCAGAUCAGAGAACUAAACACAAGUUUGGCAUGGUGGUGCACAUCUGUGAUCCUCACUACUUGGAAGGAUAAGGCAGGAGAUUUCUAAGAUUGUGCCCAGCCUAGGCAACUCAGUGAGAACCUGUCUUAAAAAAAAAAACAAAAAACACAAGAAAACCCCAAACCAAAAAUAACCUAAACAAAGUUGGCUAAAACUGUCAAACUUUCAGAGGAAGAUGUACUAGAAAAUGUGGGAUCUUAGGUUAGGCAGAUUUCCUAGACAUGACACCCCAAUUACGUGGCAUAAGAAGAAAAAUUGGUACUUCUUCAAUUCAAAGGGUGAUGUUUUUAAAAAACAGACAGACAAAGAGUGGGAAAAAUAUUUUCAAGUCUUAGAAAUCUAGAGGUAGGGGCCAGGGAUUUAGCUCAGUGGCAUAAGUGCCAAGCACAAGGUCAUGAGUUCAAACCCCAGUACUGCAAAAAAAAAAAAAAAAAAUCUAGAGGAGGUACACGUGUGAGUCUGAGGCAGAAGGAUUGCUGUGAGGCCAGUAGGGUUCCAUACACAGUGAUUUCAAGGCCAGCCUAAACCUCACAGCAAGAUGCUGUCUCAAAAAUCAAUAACUAUCCCCCCAAAAUAUGUAUCUAGUAACAAAGCUAGUUAUCGUGACACAUACCUGUAAUCCCAGCACUCUGAGAGACUGAGGCAGGAACAGAGCCCCAAUUUGAGGCCAGCCCUGGACAAUCUGGUGACUUAGUGAGACCCUCUCUCCAAAAAAAAAAAAAAAAAAAAAAAGCAGGCAUGAUGCAUGCUUGUCAUUCCAGUACUAGCCUGAGCUACACAGCAAGAUCCUGUCUCAAAACAAAACAAAACAAAACCUGAAAAGAAAGAAAUGUAAUAAAUAAAAAUAAAAUGAAAAAAGGGCUGGGGAUGUAUCUUAAUGUGAAGGCUCUAGGUUUAAUCCCCAAUACCAUACACACACAUGCAUAGACUCCCAAAAAGUGCAAGUCUUGAAUACACUGUUUCAACAAAGAAGGUAUAAGAAUGGUCAAUAAAUACAUGAAAAGAAUUUUCAUGGAAAAGCAAAUUACCAGAAUAGGUAAAAAAAAAAAAAAAACACCAUCACCACAAAAUAUAAAAACAGUAGCUGUGGAAUAACUGCAACUCACAUACUCUGUGAAAGGUUGCCUGCCUCCAAAAACAAACAAUCUCUCCAAGACAAUGAAACGUGUCUGCAUAAGGACCUGUGUAUGGACAGUGACACUGUUCAGUGACCCUAGGAUGGAGGUGAUCAGUGUCGUUCAGGUGGACAAGGCGCAGGGGAUCACUCAGCCACGACACAGAAUGAGGCACUGACAGGAUGCAGCGUGGAUGAGCACAACAGCAUCGCACUCAGGGACAGAGAGAAACAGAUAGACUGAGCAGCCGGUACUGAGCGGUAGUCACAGUGGGGCAGAGACACACGCAGCUGACCUGGGGUGUGAGCAAGGCUCUGGCUGUGCUUCAUGGACAGAAAUCACCGAUACAGCUGUUUGGGGAAGAGCGCAGGGUAAGGUGGCAAAGUACUGUUAAUAAUUUGUUAUCCACUUAUCCCACUUAUCCUUAUCUCAAAAAAUGACUCUAGCCAAGACACAGAAAUGAAGUUGAGGAAUAAAAGGUAACAGAACAGCAUUAAAAAUAGCAACUCUAUAAAAAAUAGAUAUCUACAAAAUACUAUUGAGAGAAACGGACAACCUACAGAAAAGAGCGAAUGAAUGUGUCUGUAGGGCUGGGGAUUCAGCUCAGCAGCAUAAGCACUUGCCUGGCGAGUAGGAGAUCAUGAGUUCAAUCCCUGGUACUAAAAAAAAAAAAAAAAAAAAAAAAAGUAGGAUUCAAUGAAUGUGUCUGAGAGUCACAGACCAAUCCUGAGGGAGUGGUCAGGAUGCAGGCUCCUUGCCUUGUUUUACAAACUAAGGACUCUAAAGAAAAACACACACACACUUACUCUCACACUCAAUGGAGUACUACUUAGUAAUAAAGAAGGAUAAGCUUCCUUAUAGAUCUAUCUAUAGGAAAAUGGAUGGAUAUUGAGACCAUAAUGUUGAGAUAAAUCAAACACAGGUUAAAAAUCACAUGGUUUCUCUAAUAUGAGAAACCAAAAAUAUAAAUAAUUUAAAGAACAAAAUAAGAACCAGGAGACAAGCUCUGUGGACACAUGAAGGGCAUCUGUAGAAGGAAGGAAAGGCGAAGGCAGGGAGAGUAAAAAUGAUCACGCUGGGGUAUGUAUACGUACCAGUCCCCCAAGGUGAAUGUAAUUACUACAUAUCACCAACACAUACUAUACUAAUUAACAACAGCAACAAAAAAAUAGCUGCCUCCAAAGUAUAUGGAAAUACAAGCAACCAGGAACCAGUCUGCUCUCCGAGGAAGCUGAUGACCUGCCCCACCAGCCAUCAAACUUAAAGUCCCCACAACAGGUAGUGUGCCACUGCUUAAGACGUAGGCCCGCGGGAGUGACUGGAGGCCAGAGGGUGCUGGUCACAAGUGGACCCUUGAGCCAGGAGGAGUUAUGAUGGCCACAUGACUAAGCAGGGCAGAGGCAGCUGCAAUUUAAAUGGGAGAACCAAACCCUCCAUGAGUGGGUGAGACAGUGGGCUGCUGAUGACAAGUAAAAGAGUGUUUGUGGGACACCUCGAGACAACACACCUGAGUCUACAUGCAAAUAGGACUCAGAACCAAGAGUCUAGCCAGCUGGACUAUGUAAUAAAUUAUAAAAUUUGGCACUUUUGCCAUGGGGGUUGGUGGGAAUGAAUGUAUCUGAUAAAACUAGAAACUUACCUGAAUCAGGAAGAUGAAAAGGCCCAAAGUGCAAGAGACAUAGCUCAGCUGAUGGGUCCUGUCCAAGCACUUUUGACAUCUCCUGGAUCACACUAAAGGGUAGCCGAGGGAAACAAGCAAGAGACAGGGAAAAGCUGCAGCAUUGCGGGGCUUACCCGCAUCUAACUCCACAAAGCUGGACUCGGGGUAUAAAAUGACAGCGGCACCAUGUCUCCUUUCCCAGUCCUUCUGGGACACGAGGGGGUGCAUCCUCACUCCAGCCUUGUUGGUUCCCAGAAGAGGCUGUGGCCAUGGCCUCAGAGCCUGCUGAGGCCGCACUUUGCUGAGUAAACUGCUCUGUGGCUCUGGGUGUGGACUUUCUCCCUGUGGAUCUAUAAUUUCUCAGAACAGAGGUUGAGGAAUGACCUGGAAAAUAGCCCAGAGAUGGGCCAGCAUGAUGGGCUUCAGGUCCCACUCCCUCUGCUUCACCAGGGGCUGUUCAAGAAUCCCCCAGACCUCUAUGUGCCUGCCUCUCCUCAGAUCUGGUUGUGCCUCUGACAGCCCGUACUGCACAUGUGUGUCCUUACCACCCAAAGCAGGACAGACAGAGCUGAAGCAUCCACUGGGGUCCAGGAUGGCGGCCAGGUCCCAAAAGUGUGCUAUGGGUAGGCAUGGGGGAACCCCUACAGCAGAAGUUUUUCUGACCCGACUCCUUGGAGGCCUCCAACCAGACCUUGUACUUAUCAGCCAGGUCCCUGUGGUCUCUGCACACAAAAGAGGGUGACUGAGGGGUGGUCAGGCCCAUGCUGGAGCCUUGGAGGCCAGCGCAAAGUAGCUGGGGGCCCUAGUGCUGGCCUUGAAGCCUCUCCCCCAAGAGGACAGGGCAGGAAAAGCAAACAUGAGAUGGCCAGUGGCCCUGCCAGGUGUUCCUAGAAGAGGCCUCAGGGGAGGGGCCAUGAAUAGACAUCAGCUGACCUUGAGGUCACAGGAGGGGCUGAGGCUGGACCUAGGCCCGGCAGCUGGCGGCAGAUCCUUACUUGGGCUGUUAGGAAACCCCAGUGCGGGCGGGCAGCGUGCUGCACAGACAGGCGGGGCAUCAGGGAACUAAAGUGGCACCUGCUUAACCCCAAAACAGCCAUCAGCUCAGUCUGGGGGUGAGUGGUGGGAUUUCUAAGACCUCAGGUGCUACCCAAGGACCCCUCUUCUUGGGGUUGGAGCUGUUGGGACAGUGGGUCCUCCAAAUCUGCUAUGAGCACUGGCUCCUUGAAGGUUACUCAGAGAAGGGGACUUGUGCUGACACUGGCCACCCGGCACGAGGGAGUUAAUGGAGCUGAGACCUUGGGGCAGGGCCAGCCGACAGCUGCCCAACAGCAGGGAAGCCAGAGGGCAGGAGCAGCCAGCCCACCAGACCGCCUUUGCACACUCUGCAUGCGGGAUGGCCCUGAGGAAAGGAGGCCUGGCCCUGUUGGUGCUGCUAGUCUGGGUAGCACUGGGGCCCCAUGGCAGCCUGGAGGGAGCAGAGCCCGGAACCCUGGCAGAGGUUGAGGGCCCACAGUGUCCGGCCACAUGUGCCUGCAGCCAUGACUAUGUGGGUGAGCUUCAUGUCUUCUGCAGUGCAAGGAACCUCACGAGGGUGCCUGAUGGCAUCCCAGAUGGCACCAGGGCCCUGUGGCUCGAUGGCAACAACCUGUCCUCCAUCCCCCCAGCAGCCUUCCGGAAUCUCUCAGGCCUUGACUUCCUUAAUCUGCAGGGCAACCUGCUUGGCACCCUGGAGCCACAGGCAUUGCUGGGCCUGCAGAACUUGUACCACCUGCACCUGGAGCAGAACCGGCUACGGAGCCUGCUGGCUGGCUCACUUGUGCACACACCAGGCCUUGCUUCAUUAAGCCUCAGCAACAACCUGCUGGGCAGGCUGGAGGAGGGCAUUUUUCGAGGCCUCACCCACCUCUGGAUUCUCAACCUCAGCUGGAACAGCCUGGUAGUGCUGCCUGAUGCUGUGUUUCAGGGCCUAGGCAACCUCCGUGAGCUGGUACUGGCAGGCAACAAGCUGGCCUACCUGCAGCCGGCGCUCUUCUGUGGCCUGGGUGAGUUACGGGAGCUGGACCUGAGCAGGAACACACUGCGAAGCAUCAAGGCCAAUGUCUUUGUGCAGCUACCGAGACUCCAGAAGCUUUACCUAGACCGUAACCUCAUCACAGCGGUAGCCUCUGGCUCCUUCCUGGGUAUGAAGGCUCUGCGCUGGCUGGACCUGUCUCACAACCGCAUGGCCGGCCUCCUGGAGGACACUUUCCCUGGGCUGCUGGGCCUGCAUGUCCUACGCUUGGCACACAAUGCCAUUACUAGCCUGAGGCCCCGUACUUUCAAAGACCUCCACUUCCUGGAGGAGCUGCAGCUUGGCCACAACCGUAUCCAGCAGUUGGUGGAGAAGACAUUCGAGGGCCUGGGGCAGCUGGAGGUGCUUACGCUCAAUGACAACCAGAUCCAGGAGAUCAAGGUGGGUGCUUUCCUUGGCCUCUCCAAUGUGGCUGUCAUGAACCUCUCCGGCAACUGUCUCCAGAACCUCCCAGAGCAGGUGUUCCAGGGCCUAGGCAAGCUGCACAGCCUGCACCUAGAGGGCAGCUGCUUGGGGCACAUCCGCCUGCAUACCUUUGCUGGCCUCUCAGGGCUGCGCCGGCUUUUCCUCAGGGACAACAGCAUCUCCAGCAUUGAUGAGCAGAGCCUGGGUGGACUGCCCGAGCUCUUAGAGCUCGACCUCACCUCCAACCAGCUCACACACCUGCCCCGCAGGCUCUUCCAAGGCCUGGGCCAGCUGGAGUAUCUGCUUCUUGCUCGCAACCAGCUGUCGGCACUUCCCUCAGACAUCUUGGGGCCCCUACAGCAAACAUUCUGGCUGGACCUUUCACACAACCACUUAGAGGUGCUGGCCGAGGACCUCUUCUCACCACUGGGGCAGCUGCGCUACCUCAACCUCAGAAACAACUCCCUACAGACCUUUGUGCCACCUCUUGCCAACCUGGAACGCCUGUGGCUUGAGGGCAACCCAUGGAACUGCCGUUGCCCCCUGAAGGCACUGCGGGACUUUGCCUUGCAGUGUCCCAGCGUUGUGCCCCGUUUUGUGCAGGCUAUGUGUGAAGGAGAUGAUUGCCAGCCUGUGUACACUUACAACAAUAUCACCUGCACCAGCCCGGUCAACAUCUCAGGCCUCGACCUGCGGGAUGUUAGUGAGACUCAUUUCAUGUACUGUUGAGCCAGGUUUGCUGGCCUCAGUGCUCCUGCUGGACUGGCCCUGGCCUUUAGGAUGGGUCUUCACUGUACCAAGCUAUGGGGACCAACCCCGGGCUGUUUACUCCCUGGGGAACAGAGUCUUGGCAGCUGAGUGACCCAGGCUCUGAAGACGUGGGCACUGGUGGGUGCCCAAAAACCUGACCAAUAGGGUGGGGGCCUAGCAGCCCUUUCCAGCGUCCACAAUUAAAAGAGUGUGGCCUUGAAAAUUAAGCUGAAGGAAA